GUGUUUUUUUUUUGUAUAUUUGUCGUUGUCGAUUUUGUUUUAAUAAUUAGUGAAAUAUUGCAAUCAUUGAUUAGUGAUUUUUGUCAGUGUUCUCUUGUGUUGUUGGAUAACUAACCAACAUACACGAUGGAUGCUAAGUCUUUUCUAUUUUCUUGGUGCGCCAAGAAAAGUUUGACGCCGACAUAUGAUAUACGUGCUACAGGUCCCAAGCAUCGCCAGCGUUUCCUAUGCGAAGUCCGUGUCGAUGGCUACACAUAUGUGGGAGCAGGAAAUUCAACAACUAAAAAGGAAGCUCAGAUGAAUGCGUCUCGAGACUUCAUCAACUAUUUAGUGAGAUCAAGCGAUGUUGCCCAAAAUGACAUUCCGGAUUAUAUUGGCGUCAAAAAUGAGGUUGAAGACAAAAACCAUGGCCCUAACUUACAUGGCAAUGGUAAUGAAAGUUAUCCAAGACCAGUUUUUCAGGAUGGAAUGGGUCCCGAAAGCAUGGGACAGGCCUAUCAUGCCUAUGGUGGUCAGAAUCAAAACUUCACAUAUAUGGAUCGGCUACAACAGCAAAAAAAUGUUGAAGAGGCUGAAGAUUUAGAUGUGAAUGCGAGCUUGCAUGGCAACUGGAACAUGGAUAAUGCUAAGUCAAAACUUCAUCAGUUCAUGCAAAUAAACAAAAUUAAUGCUGAUUAUAUAUACAAGGCUGUAGGGCCUGAUCACACACGGAGUUUCUGUUGCGAAAUGUCGAUAUACGUCCAUCAAUUAGGUCGCCAUGUAACUGGUCGUGAGACAGCUUCCAACAAACAGACCGCAAGCAAGUCCUGCGCCCUCUCUCUUGUUCGUCAAUUGUACCAUCUCGGUGUUAUAGAGGCGUUCAGUGGUACUUUGAAGAAAGACAGGACUGCAGAAGGUCUCAUGAAACCAUACCCUGUUGCCAUAAAUCCUGAGCUAGAGCAGUUGCUACAGAAUACAUUAGAAGAAUUAAACAUCGAACCGGUUGAUGUAAACAAUCCACCACCAUCAAGUAAGGCCGAGGAAGGCCAGGAAGGUCCAACAGGUGUGACGUUGAUACAAGUGGACCGCGUGCGGGCGAUGCGUGAAGCACGCCCCGCCCCGGGCGGAGUUGUGUCGUGGUCGCCUCCGCAAGCUAACUGGAACGCUUGGACCGGAUGCAAUAUAGAUGAGGGUCCUCUCGCUACCACCAGUCUCGAUGAAUUCAGUUCAGAUUUGGAAAAGAACCACCGUAACAUGUGCCAGAACAGUCAACUGUAUCAGGAGAGUCUUCGCGAGAGAGAACAACUGCCGGUAUACGCAAUGCGCUCAGAAAUUAUGAACGCAAUCAACGACAACCCCGUCAUCAUUAUCAGGGGUAACACUGGCUGCGGGAAGACUACCCAGGUGUGUCAGUUCAUCUUGGACGACUAUAUAGCGAGCGGUCAGGGCGCGUGGGCGAACAUUUGUGUGACGCAACCUCGUCGUAUAUCCGCCAUUAGUGUCGCCGAGCGGGUAGCAGCCGAGAGAUGCGAGGAAAUCGGAAACAGCGUCGGAUAUUCAGUUCGAUUUGAAUCCGUACUCCCUAGACCUUACGGUUCAAUAAUGUUUUGCACUGUCGGCGUGCUUCUAAGAAAAUUAGAAGGUGGUUUGAGAGGAGUCAGUCAUGUACUAGUGGAUGAGGUACAUGAACGAGAUGCUGACACGGACUUCGCCCUUAUAUUGCUUCGUGACAUGGCCCACACUUAUCCUGAUCUACGAAUCAUAUUGAUGUCUGCCACAGUAGACACCACUCUGUUCACCAAUUACUUCCUCAACUGCCCUGUAAUUGAGGUGCCCGGUCGUACAUAUCCAGUACAGCAAUAUUUCCUUGAGGAUUGUAUAGAGCUGACGAAGUUUAAACCGCCCGUCGAUAACAGGAAACGGAAGUCCUCUGGAAAGAAAGUUGCCAGUAACGACGACGAUGACGAUGAUGAAGGUGUGGGCAUUGAUGAACAAGAUGAAGAUCUGAACAAGAACUGUAAACUGGGAAAUGAUUAUGCACCAGAAACCUCACAGGCUCUACAGCAACUAUCUGAGAAAGAUUUAAGCUUCGAGCUCAUAGAAGCUUUAUUGACCUACAUAAACAAUCUGCAAGGCGACGGCGCUGUCUUAGUGUUUCUCCCCGGUUGGAACCUGAUAUUUGCUCUCAUGAAACACUUGUCCCAAAGCCGAAUAUUCGGCGACCAAUCUCGAUAUGUGAUCCUGCCUUUACAUAGUCAGAUUCCAAGAGAAGACCAAAAGAAAGUGUUCGUCACCCCUCCAAAUGGAAUCACCAAGGUAAUUUUAUCGACUAAUAUUGCGGAGACAUCUGUCACUAUCAACGAUGUUGUGUACGUGAUCGACUCGUGCAAGGCGAAAAUGAAGCUGUUUACGUCACACAACAACAUGACGUCAUACGCCACCGUUUGGGCUAGUAGAACUAAUCUGGAACAGAGGAAAGGUCGCGCGGGUCGCGUCCGUCCCGGGGUUUGUUUCACGCUAUGUACUAGAGCAAGAUUCGAUCGACUUGAGGAACAUCAGACUGCCGAGAUGUUCAGGACACCGUUACACGAACUCGCUCUCAGUAUCAAGCUUCUCCGGCUGGGCAGCAUCGGUCAUUUCCUAUCCAAAGCCCCGGAACCGCCGCCGUUGGACGCGGUGAUUGAGGCCGAAGCCUUAUUGCGCGAACUUGGUUGUCUCGACGUCCACAAUAACGAUGCCCUCACACCACUCGGGACUAUACUGGCUAAGCUACCAAUAGAGCCUCGGCUGGGUAAGAUGAUGGUGCUGGGUUUCGUGCUGGGCGUGGGCGAUGCGCUGACCACGAUGGCGGCCAACUCUACGACGUUCCCGGAGAUAUUCUCGCUGGAGGGCCGCCGUCGGCUCUCCGCCCACCAGAGGGCGCUGGCCGGCGAACGGGCCUCCGAUCACGUUGCCAUGCUCAAUGCAUUCCAAAUGUGGGAAAGGGAACGUGCUAAAGGUGAAGACGCCGAGCAAGCGUGGUGUGAAUGGAAAGGAGUGCAGCAAACCACACUCCGAGUCACCUCCGAAGCUAAAUAUCAGCUGAUAAAUAUAUUGACAACUGCGAUCGGUUUCCCGGAGGAGUGUUGUCCACCACAACGUUGGAACCCAUCAGGGCCUGAUCCUAAUUUGGAUAUGGUGAUCGCGCUCAUGUGCAUGGGAUUAUAUCCUAAUGUUUGUCUGCAUCAGGGCAAGAGGAAGGUGUUGACAACUGAAGGCAAGCCGGCGUUGAUUCACAAGACGUCGGUGAAUUGCAGCAACCAGGAGCAGAAGUUUCCGUCGCCAUUGUUCGUGUUCGGUGAGAAGGUGCGAACUAGAGCGAUCAGCUGCAAGCAGACCACUAUGGUGGCGCCGAUACAUCUGCUGCUGUUCGCUAGCAGGAAAGUCGAAUGGAUCGACAACAUGGUACGCAUAGACAACUGGUUGAACUUUGACAUGUCUCCGCGGGUGGCGUCGCUCAUUGUCGCGUUACGUCCCGCUGUUGAACGACUGGUGGAACGCGUCGCUGCCGAACCAGAUGCCGCUUUGCAAUUCUCGCCCAGCGAACAAAAGAUCAUCAGUUGUCUACGAGAACUAUGCGUGAUGGAUGCUGGUGAUUUCAACAUCCAACGGGAAGUGACGCCGCUGGCGUUUAGGCCUGACGGAGCUAAACGAGGAAAUUUCAGAGGUUGGGGCACGAAUGGGCCCCGAGGUGGUUUCGGCAAUCAAGGAGUGUUUGGAGGCAACCGUGGUGGGUUCGGGGGUAACCCUGGAGGGUUUGGGGGUAACCAAGGAGGAUUUAGGGGCAAUAGAGGUGGAUUUGGUGGUAACCAAGGUGGGUUUGGGGGUAACCGAGGUGGAUUCGCUGGCAAUCGUGGUGGGUACCGAGGCGGUUAUGGUGACAACUCCAGGGGCUUUCGGGGCGGCUUCGGUAACAGAGGCGGAUUUUCUGGACGAGCCAGAGGUGCGUGGAGAGGGGGGUCUCAAUGGUGAAAUACACUUUAAUUUAGUAAAUGUGCAUUCCUAGAGAAUAUUAUUGUGUAAUGUCAUGUCUAUGUUGUAUUACUAAACCAAAUAAAGUAAAUAAACCAAAA
Molecule: messenger RNA, 4091 nt
Organism: Diatraea saccharalis (sugarcane borer)
Lineage: Eukaryota; Metazoa; Arthropoda; Insecta; Lepidoptera; Crambidae
Source: the annotation of a GenBank genome assembly